AUGGCUAGAAUAAAAUUAAUUUCUCGAUACAUAUUCAUUGUCGUCUCCGCCAUCAUCAACCUCUUUUCAAUUCUUAUCAUGAUCCACGCAUCGGCUCUUACUCAUGAAGAUGAUAGCUUGAAGAACAAAGACUUUCCGAUUCUUAUCCUUCAGUAUUGGAAGGGACCUCCUGUGACUAAUUUUUACAUUGCUCUUUUCAGUCUUGGCAAUUGGUUCCUAUUCUUUAUAAUCAUUUUUCCUCUCGUUAUAUUUUCUACAAAACUCGAUUGCAUGGCAGCCAAAUCUCCCGCAUUAGGGGUUCUAUUUGCAGUCUUAAAGUCUUACUCAAAUUUUGUUUGGGACUUUUCUAUGGUCAUAUGGUUUCACGCUUUGGGGAAAACAGUAAAGAGUGUUAAAGUGAUGAACCCAAAACUAUUCCUCUUCAAUCUUUUCAUUGGUUUAUUGUCAUUUGGAUUAGUAAAAAUCUUUCGGCUGAUCGACUGGAGCAGUUCAUUCCCCGUGACCUUAACCUACAGUUUGGUUCUUGUGUGUUUCGUCUUUUUGGUGAAGAUGUUUCAGCUUGUGACUUAUACAAUUACCUAUUUCUAAUGUAAGAGUCUCCAAGGGAAAAACGGAGUCGUUGAAUAUUUCACUACUCUCAUAGGAGGAUUGCCCUGA
Camelina sativa (false flax) is the source of this 657-nucleotide messenger RNA. RefSeq lists its product as uncharacterized. The record is from RefSeq and is a predicted model, not a curated record. NCBI's taxonomy places the organism in Eukaryota, Viridiplantae, Streptophyta, Magnoliopsida, Brassicales, Brassicaceae.